ACAGUAUCAAGAGAAAUUUCGACAUUAGACACUUGUCCUAAAUUUAAAUCUUAACUUUUGUGUGGAAGACAAUUUCCCUGUAAUUUCUUGCUAAAAUACUACUAGUAUAUACUUUUUUAUCAUCACCUGUUUCCAAAUAGACUGUGUUCUCCGUGUUUAAGUAGUUAAUUUUACCCAUUUGUAUAUUCGACAGAGCCAUCAGCCUCGUUAAUACACCAUGCUGGUCAUAAUUUCCAUGAGGUGUUUCAACUGAAACCAGGAAGUUACAUAGAUCUUCCACCUGAAAAAAUAUCAGAAAUGAUGAAAUCAAAUAAUAUAGAUAAUGCUCCCACUCAGUCGCUUCUGAGUGUUGUGAACGGUAUUCUUGAAGAAAGUGUUGAAAGAAGAAAUGGGGAAAUACCUCAUCGUGUGGCUUGCUUAUUGAGGAAGGUUGCGCAAGAGAUUGAACGGCGCAUGUCAACUCAAGCAGAACAUUUACGAACUCAAAACAAUCUUUUCAAGGCUCGAGAAGAAAAAUACCAGUCGAGAAUAAGAGUACUCGAGUCACUUGCAUCCGAAACUAAAGAUGGGAAUGAGGGUGAGAGGAUCAGAGUGGAAGAAAAAAAGGUUGAUGAGAGAGAAGUUGGUAGGUUGAUAAAAGAACAGCAGGACAAAAUAUUGGAAAUUUCAGCUUUGAAGAUAGAACUGGAAACGGCCAAAAGAACAUAUAUAAUACAAUUCGCACGGUUGGAAGCAGAAGCUGAGGGUGCUAAAGCAGAACUGACACAAAUGGUUCAAGAAUAUAAACAACAAAUAGAAGAAGUAAGAAAUAAGGCUGAAAAUAUAAAAGAUGAAUUAGUUGGGUUGAUGAAAGAACAGGAGGACAAAAAAAUGGAAAUUAUUUCAGCUCUGAAGAGCGAUCUGGAGACAGCCAAAAGAACAUAUGAAACACAAUUCUUUCAACUUGAAGAAGAAGCAAAAGGUGCUAAGGCAUGGACACAAAAGGCCCAAGAAUAUGAUUACCAAUUGAAAGAAUUACAAAAUAAGGUUGAGAAGUUUCAAGAAGAGGUUAAGACAGCAAAUGAUGAGGAAAUUGCUAGGUUGAUGAAAGAACAGGAGCACAAAAAUUCAGAAAUUUCAGCUUUGAAGCAAGAGCUAGAAGCAACUAAAACAGCAUAUGAAGUACAGCGCUCCCAGAUGGAAAAGGAUGCCAAAGCAGAAUUGGAACAAAAGUGCGAAGAAUAUGAGAAUCAAUUGAAAGAGUUAAGAAAUAAGGUCAAGGAGCUAAAGGUUUCUUCUGAUUCAAAAGAUCAGAAGUGGAACAUGAAAAUGAACCGAUUUCUGACUGUCAUAACAUUUCAAUUCAGUUCCCUACAGAAAAUGAAGUUAUCUUUGGAAUCCACUAAGCAAAGUGUAAUGAAAGAGCAAACGGUUUAUGCAGGGGAGUUGGAUCUAUUAGGUGUAAAACUUAAACCACUUCUACAAGCAGCUGAGAACUACCAUGUUGUUAUUGCUGAAAAUAGAAAACUGUUCAAUGAGAUUCAAGAACUAAAAGGAAAUAUCAGAGUAUAUUGUCGAAUUCGACCAUCUGCAAUUGGAAAAUUGGAAAAAGAGUCUAUUGUUGAACACGCUGGUGAAAAUGAUUUGGUUGUGGCAAAUCCAACCAAAGAUGGAAAAGAUGCUUUUCGAUCAUUUAAAUUUAACAGGGUUUUCAGCCCUGCCGCAACUCAAGCGGACGUAUACUCCGACAUCCAAGACUUCACAAGAUCAGUUCUAGAUGGGUAUAGUGUGUGUAUAUUUGCUUAUGGUCAAACUGGUUCAGGGAAAACUUAUACAAUGACUGGUCCAAAUGGGGCAACAAGCGAGACUAUUGGUGUUAACUAUCGAGCUCUAAAUGACCUCUUCAGGAUUUCCACAAGUAGACAAAAUGUAGUGGAGUAUGAGAUUGGAGUUCAAAUGGUUGAGAUAUAUAACGAGCAAGUCCGUGACUUGUUAACAACAUAUGGUUCUCCAAAAAGACUUGGGAUAUUGACUCAAUCUCGACCAAAUGGCUUAGUAGUCCCAGAUGCUAGCUUGUUCCAAGUGAAAUUACCUUCAGAUGUUAUUAAGCUAAUGGAAAUUGGACUUAAAAAUAGAGCCAUUGCUGCAACUGCUAUGAAUGAACGAAGUAGCCGUUCUCACAGUGUUGUCUCAGUUCACGUUACCGGGAAGGACUUGAAGACUGGUUGCACUAUGGCUGGUAAUCUUCAUUUGGUAGAUUUGGCUGGAAGUGAAAGAGUAGAUCGUUCUGAAGCAGUUGGGGAUAGGCUCAAAGAAGCACAGCAUAUAAACAAAUCACUAGCUGCUCUUGGAGAUGUUAUUUUUUCCCUUUCUCAAAAGAGCUCCCAUGUACCAUACAGAAACAGCAAGCUUACUCAACUUCUACAAACUUCUCUUGGUGGUCAAGCAAAGACGCUCAUGUUCGUCCAAAUCAAUUCAGACGUAAGUUCAUAUUCCGAAACUGUGAGCACUUUGAAGUUUGCUGAGAGGGUUUCAGGAGUUGAAUUAGGAGCUGCACGAAGUAGCAAAGAGGGCAAAGACUUAAAAGAAAUGAUGGAACAGGUGUCUUGUUUGAAGAGCACUAUUUUGGCGAAAGAUGAGGAGAUUGAGAGGCUUCAAGCCCUCAAAGGUUUAUCUGGUAGCAGAGUUAAGCGAAAUCUGAUUCCACGAAGUAGAAGUAGUAUCCAGUUACAAUCUGCUAACCCCCCACCAAUUGAUGAUCCUGCACCACAAAGUGAUUUUGUUGCAACAACUGCAGAAAACUCAGGAUGUACAGAUUCUGAUUUUGAUGGAAGAUCAAGUGAUUUUUCUGACAGUGGUUUUGCUGCAGGCACAGAAACUGAUGGUUCUGAAAGUUCCAGUCUCGCUGAAGUCCCAAAACAACCAUCAGAGAAGAUACCUAAAGGACUUCGCAGAACUGUUCAAGCGAUGAGGAAAUUUGGCAGAAGUUCAUCAAACACAACCCCCAGCGCCUCCCCAGUAAAGGAGCCAGUGAAGGAGCCAGUGAAGGAGUCAGCGAAGAAGUCAUCAUCAGGUGUGUAUACGCAUACUACGUUAACACUCUUCUUAAAAUCUUAUGCUCAUUCAACUUUUCAACUUUCUUUCACAAAUUUGAUUUCAGGUAUUAAAAAAAGCAUGAGUAUAAGCUCCCUCAAGCCUCCAAAACUGUGGAAGUAA
Molecule: messenger RNA, 3195 nt
Organism: Vigna unguiculata (cowpea)
Lineage: Eukaryota; Viridiplantae; Streptophyta; Magnoliopsida; Fabales; Fabaceae
Product: kinesin-like protein KIN-14P
Biological process (GO): microtubule-based movement
Cellular component (GO): microtubule cytoskeleton
Molecular function (GO): microtubule binding; microtubule motor activity; ATP binding
Source: RefSeq, a predicted model, not a curated record